UGGGGUUGGUUCAACACAACUUGAGACUUGUCUCGGUCACUUCACUUCAGGUGAACUUCCACUAGGAGUAGGUGUAGUAAAACUGGGAAGUGUCGGUGCGGAUUGCGAUAAAGAGUUCACUCGGUCGCCGAAGGGGUUCUUAGACCUCACCAACUGCUGACCCCAGUUAGUUCCCUCACUUGUUCAACAUCAACCACAACAACCAAAAUGCUGCUCCCACUCAAGCCCCUCGUCGCAGCACUCGCCUUGACCGGCAGCACAAUCGUCCAAGCCGCCCCCCUCUUCGACUCCGUCACCGCCUUCCUCACUCACCUCACCACCAACCCUCCCAACGCCGCCCAACACCUGGACCUGAAAACCCCCAGCUCCGACCCGACCGGCCUCAACACCAUCUCCACCCUUUCUUCGUCUGCGCAAUCGGCCCUCCAGAAGAACCAAGCCUACCUGCUUCUCAUCAACGCCACGCCCUUCACUCUGCGCAGGACAGGCGGGCAUUCCUACCAGAUGCCCGCAUGGGAUAACUCCUUUCCUGAUCUCGUGCAACCAGGACAGAGCGUACGCGUCUACAUCGAAGCCAAGACGCACAAGGACGACGCAGCGGAGAUGAGGUACGUCGUUGACGAACUGGGCGGAAGGGAAGUAGAGUUCCAGUAUCGUGGCCGUGACGGUCCCGUCCUGCAGGUGGCGUGGAAGAGUUUGGCGGCCGUGAACAACCCCGUGGGCUCGGUGCGGAAGUUGGUUUGGCAUCAGGGAAAUAACGUCCCUUUUGUUUUGGCUGCUGCGCCGUCGGCCAAGAACACGAACUUUGAUCCGACUCAAGAGUUGAUGGCUAGUCCUGGGCUGCCGACGGCAGGGUGGAUGAAGCAGGGGUAUGAAAGGAUGCAUUGUUUGAAGCUGAGGGAAAUCAGCCUGCCCGGAACGCAUAAUAGUGGGAUGUCGUUGCUUACAGGCGGUACGCCCCUGGUGAAGGCCAGGCCGGAGUCGGUGCAGUGUCAUGCUAGUCAGAUGACGGUGGGCAAGCAGCUGGAGGCCGGAGCAAGGUGGUUUGAUGUCCGUCCGGUGAUUGCGGGCGGGAAGUGGGCGACGGGGCAUUACACGUUUUUCAACGGGAUCAAGUUGCCGGGGGGAUUGGAUAAGAUUCCGGGGUUGGGUGAUCUGGCCAAGGAAAUUGGGAAGUUGGGCGGGGGAGAUAAGGAGAUGGUGUUGGAAGGGUGGCAGGGCGGGAACGGGCAGUAUAUUGCGGAUAUCGUGAGGGAGGUGAACGAGUUCACGGAAAAGAACCCGGGGGAAUUGGUGGUGAUUAACCUCAGUCAUGGCCUCAACACGGAUACCUUUUCCCGCAACCCUAAUGCCCACCUUAGCCAGCAGGAGUGGGAGAAGCUGAUGACGCAGUUGUUGGCUGUCAAGAACCGGGCCACGCACAUCACCCAGCCUAACGUCGACCUCACCUACCUUUCUCUCUCCGAUCUGCUCCCGCCUUCCGAUAAUGGUGAUGCUUCCCGCCGCGGUUCGGCUGUUCUCUUGGUCGUCGACGACGUCACCUCGGACAACAACCAACGCGUCGAUCUCUCCAAGUUUGCCAACCAGGGCUUCUUCUUCCGCGGCCAGCUCGCCAUCUUUGACUCGUAUGCCGACACCAACAACCUGAACGACAUGAUCAGCGACCAGUUCGCCAAGAUGCAGACGCAUCGCACCAAGGCGGAUGAUGCCAUGUUUUUGCUCAGCUGGACGCUGACGCAGCCGCCCGAGACCACGAUCAUCGGGAGUAUUGUCAAGUAUGCUCAGGAUGCCAACAUGGCCUUGGGAGAGAAGCUGUGGGCGCAGGGUCGAAUGACGAGGCAGACGUAUCCGAAUGUGGUGAGUGUUGAUGCCUUUGACGGCGAUGGGGAGGUUGCUGGGUUGGUGGCGGCAAUCAAUUGGUGGUUGACGGGGGAGUGUCCUGCGUUGUAGGUUCGUGGAGGAGGAAUUGAUUGGUAAUACAACUUGAUACAGAAACUGUGACGCGAGCCAGGAAGAAACGAGGUAUGUGAUUGAGAUGAUUUUUAGUUUUCAGUACACACAAUUAAUUACCAGUAAUUUUUGUUUUCUUACAUGUCAGCUUGGUGUACUUACACCAAUGUCCUGCCAUCUUCAUCGUGGCUCCUUCCGCCGUCAUGUGAUUAUUGCUAUGGGGAGACGGGAUCAGGUGGUUGUCCUCUACUCGGCGUUCCUGCACGUCGGUACUUUUUCCUUUUGCUCUUCAAAGUUUCCUGACCACAAGCAGAUUUAGUACAAUCGAAUCUGAACCAUC
Molecule: messenger RNA, 2290 nt
Organism: Neurospora hispaniola
Lineage: Eukaryota; Fungi; Ascomycota; Sordariomycetes; Sordariales; Sordariaceae
Product: PLC-like phosphodiesterase
Exons: 2
Coding region: 208-1950 (580 amino acids)
Biological process (GO): lipid metabolic process
Molecular function (GO): phosphoric diester hydrolase activity
Source: RefSeq, a predicted model, not a curated record